GGAAAAAAAACCACAAUGGCACCGCGCUGCUUCAUCGUCCGCCACGGCGAAACCGAAUGGUCCCUAAACGGCCGACACACAGGAACAUCCGACCUCCCACUCACGGCAAACGGCGAGAAGCGCGUUAAAGCUACAGGCAAAGCGCUAGUGGGGGACGACAGGCUAAUUGUGCCCAAGAACCUAGUGCAUGUUUAUGUAUCCCCGCGCACGCGCGCACAGCGAACUCUCGAGUUACUGAAGAUAGGAUGUCGGGAGCGACUGCCGUGGAAUGAGAGGCGUAAGGCAGAGGAAGAGGAUCCAAUUCGCACGGAUGCGAAUGUAGAGAUCACGGAGGCCGUUAGGGAGUGGGAUUAUGGGCAUUAUGAGGGGUUGACUUCGAAGCAAAUUCAAGAGGAGAGGGAGAGGUUGGGGUUGGGCCCUUGGAAUAUUUGGACGGAUGGAUGUCCUGGGGGGAGAGUACGUCUUACCUGUUCCUUUUUAUCAGGGCGGUUUUCUUUAUGGAUCGGAUUGGAUUGGAUUGGAUUGGAUGGGAUUGGAUGGAUAAUGCUAACAUCUAUCAGAUCCCCCGAUGAUAUCGUUCGUCGUCUUGAUGCAGUGAUCGCUGACAUCAGGGAGAAGUAUCACCGUCCCUGCUUUGAGAACCCAGAUGGUCCAGGUGAUGUGCUCGUCGUUGCCCAUGGACAUAUCCUGCGUGCAUUUGCGAUGCGGUGGACUGGAAAGCCGUUGACGGAGACGGCCUUCAUUCUGGAAGCCGGUGGUGUGGGCACAUUAAGCUAUGAGCACCAUAAUAUUGAAGAGCCGGCGAUUAUCCUUGGAGGUGGAUUCGUCGUUGAGUAA
Messenger RNA from Penicillium atrosanguineum, 837 nucleotides. Its product is annotated as histidine phosphatase family protein. The record is from RefSeq and is a predicted model, not a curated record. NCBI's taxonomy places the organism in Eukaryota, Fungi, Ascomycota, Eurotiomycetes, Eurotiales, Aspergillaceae. The annotation marks the transcript as partial. Gene Ontology annotation, molecular function: sedoheptulose-bisphosphatase activity. Gene Ontology annotation, biological process: ribose phosphate biosynthetic process. The transcript has 3 exons.